Molecule: messenger RNA, 2621 nt
Organism: Sus scrofa (pig)
Lineage: Eukaryota; Metazoa; Chordata; Mammalia; Artiodactyla; Suidae
Gene: VPS37B
Product: VPS37B subunit of ESCRT-I
Biological process (GO): protein targeting to vacuole; ubiquitin-dependent protein catabolic process via the multivesicular body sorting pathway; protein targeting to membrane
Cellular component (GO): ESCRT I complex
Source: RefSeq, marked validated
CGGCGGCGGCCGGUACGCUGGGAUGGCUGGCGCCGGGAGCGAAGCUCGGUUCGCCGGGCUGUCACUGAUGCAGCUCAACGAGCUGCUGGAAGACGAGGGGCAGCUGACAGAGAUGGUGCAGAAGAUGGAGGAGACGCAGAACGUUCAGCUUAAUAAAGAAAUGACGCUGGCCAGCAACCGGAGCCUGGCGGAAGGCAACCUUCUGUACCAGCCCCAGCUGGACUCUCUGAAAGCACGUUUGACCCAAAAGUACCAGGAACUCCAGGUGCUCUUUGAAGCCUAUCAGAUAAAGAAGACCAAAUUAGAUAAGCAAUCCAGCAGUGCUUCCUUGGAGACCCUGUUAGCACUUCUGCAGGCAGAAGGGGCCAAGAUCGAGGAAGACACAGAGAAUAUGGCAGAGAAGUUUCUUGAUGGAGAGCUUCCUCUGGACUCCUUCAUUGAUGUCUAUCAGAACAAGAGGAAACUGGCCCACAUGCGAAGAGUUAAAAUCGAGAAGCUCCAGGAGAUGGUGCUGAAGGGGCAGAGACUUCCCCAGGCCCCAGCGCCUGCCCCACUGCCACCCAGGGUGCCCGAGCCGGUGCCGGCUGUGCCCCUGCCCUACCCCACCCCAGAGGCCAGCGGGCCCCCCUCCGUCAUGCCUCGGCGCAUCCCGCCCCCACCACCCCCAGUGCCUGCAGGACGCUUAGCCACACCGUUUACUGCCGCCGUGGGCUCGGGACAGGCCUUCCCGUACCCAGCAUCACAGUGCCCUCCCUUGCCACCCCGCGUGGGCCUCCCCCCGCAGCAAGGCUUCUCGCAGUUUGUGUCGCCGUACCCGCCAGCUCUGCCCCAGAGACCCCCGCCCCGGCUGCCUCCACACCAGCCAGGCUUCAUCCUCCAGUGAGUGGCCCUCAUCCUUCCUGGGGACUCCUCUGCCUGCGCUGCCGGCCGGGGCUCGCACACGUGGAGGUGCGAGCGCCAGCUGCUUUGUCAGGGGCUCUGGUGCUCAGGCCCGGGCAUCCAUCUGGUUUUAGCCUGUAGGUCAGUGGUAAGUAGACAUAGAACCCUGGUUUUGGACACCUAGGUGGUUGCGCACCGGGCCUUGGCCCGGCAUCCCCGUGGUCGCGCUGGUUUGUGUUCUCAGUAUGAUUUCUAAGUCUGGUGUCGAUGAACCCAUGAGUUGGGUAAAAAAGCCCUCCUCAUUCCCACUUAGGCUCGUGGUCCUCCCAUCGCAGCAUGUUUCAUCAUUUCUGCUUUAUUUUCAAGACGGUUCUGUGUGUCCCAACCCACCACCCACCACGGCUCCUGGUGGUGGUCAGUCAGGUGGGCCAGCCCAGAAGGUGCUUACUGACUCUGUGUGGGCUGGUGGGCCUCACAGUCUCCCCCUCCCCAACCCUGGAUGCUCAGAGCCACCUGCAGAGUUUGCACUUGGCCCUCUGCCACAUCCAGAACCCAGGCGCUUUGCGGCGGGUGAGGAGAUGGGUGCGAGCUGGCCUUUUGCACAGCAGAUGUAAUGUCUCCAGCUCCUCCUCUGCCUCGAGCCAGCCCCUGAGGGUUUCUAUGAAGAAAUGUUCCUCUAAUAUUUUUACUACAUGUGUAAUUGUCCUGUUUUAUAUUGAGAAAGAAAACUUUUUUGACCACAAGACCAUUCAGGGAAACUUUAUAAAAAAUGCACAUAUUGUUUUGAGAGGUUGAGAUGCAGAUAAAGUGGAUGUAGUUUCCUUUCUUGCAAGUAGUGCACGGUUGCACCCUCGGGAGGCCGUGCUGUGCCUUAGCUUCACCUGGUGCAGGUGGGGGGCAGGCCAGGCUGUGGGGUGGUGUCACCAGUUGCCGCUGCUGCCCCAGCAGCUCUGUGUUCUCGGAGGGGCUUGUCUGUGUCCGAUGUCAUGUUGCAGGUGGAAGAAAAGUCCACCCACCUUAACCAGGAUACUCUUAGCCAAUAUUCUCUGCCUCCCGCUGGGCAUCAGGGCACAGAUGGGGCAGGGGUGCGACAGAGGGUUACCCAUGGGGUCUCGAGAAAGCCAGCCCCUGGCCAUCAGAGAGGGUGCCAGCAGCUCUGCUGCUCUUGCUACACCCCAGGCUUUCCCUGACCCUCUGGUUCUCAUCUACACGUGCCAUGUGUGCUGGAUUCCCAGGGCCCAGGAGUAGUGUUACCACCAUCCUGUUGACAAAAAAGGCCCAUAUGCUCAGUUAUGGUACUGGCCCUGGCCUGUGACUACCCACCUGGCUACUACUCAGGUGACAGAAUGCAGACAGAGCUGAAACCAGUUCUGUCCAAGCAGACCACGGGCAAGGCCACCAACCUUUGUCCUCAGUUAUUGUACAGUUUUAUUCCUGGACUUGAACUCUACUGUGUCAGGACUGUUUUUAAGGAGAACAGCCGAACAGGACGAUUUACUGCCCUGCCAAUCGGGUGGGCCUGCCACGUCUGUGAAUCUGGAGAGAGGCCACCCACCCCUACCUCUGCCAUCUGCGCCAGCUUUGGGGGGUGCCCACCGCCCACACGGGGUGCAGCCAAAUGUGCGAGCUUGGCAUUGAUGUGGGGAAGGGGUUGCCCGGCUGGCCUCAGCAUCUCCAGGGCCACAUCUGAGCUAGGGUUGUAAAGUUGUAAGACCCUUUUUAAUAAACAGAAUUGUUGGUAA